Diplodia corticola is the source of this 2226-nucleotide messenger RNA. Its product is annotated as atp-binding subfamily d member 2. The record is from RefSeq and is a predicted model, not a curated record. The transcript is spliced from 4 exons. Gene Ontology annotation, cellular component: peroxisomal membrane. Gene Ontology annotation, molecular function: ATP hydrolysis activity; ABC-type transporter activity; ATP binding. NCBI's taxonomy places the organism in Eukaryota, Fungi, Ascomycota, Dothideomycetes, Botryosphaeriales, Botryosphaeriaceae. Gene Ontology annotation, biological process: fatty acid beta-oxidation; peroxisome organization; very long-chain fatty acid catabolic process. Bases 1 to 2226 code for a protein of 741 amino acids.
AUGCAUCGCCCGUCGCAACAACAUCAUCACCCGUCCGAGCGUCCCUUCCGAGAGCAUGCGACGCCGUCCAGCUCCAGCCCCACCCUCCCCGAUGCCCCGCUGAGCAACAUGGCCGCGCAGUCGAAGCUCCUCCCCUCGGACCGCUCGCUCAAGGGAAUCGUCACCGAGCUCACCUCCCUCUACCUCGAGCAUCGGACACGUAUCUCGCGCGCCAUAUACCUCACCCUUUUCGUCGCCCUGAUCAAUCGCGUGCGCAUCGCCAUAUCCGAACAACGCGCUGCAUCUGCCCGCCAUGCCGAAGCCCGCAGGAAGCCAGCCACCGGCUCGACCCAGGGCGAGGCCACCUCGCGCAAGAAGGUCGAGCUCAACCGCGAGUUCUUCCGGAACCUUUUCCGACUCUUGAAGAUUGUCAUGCCGGGGUGGCGGAGUAAGGAGCUUCGGCUGCUCAUCAGCCAUACCAUCUUCCUAGUUCUGCGGACCCUCAUCAGUCUGUAUGUUGCCGAACUGGACGGCCGGCUGGUCAGUAGCCUAGUGAGAGGCAAAGGCAAAGACUUUUUGGGCGGCUUGGUGUGGUGGAUGGCAGUGGCUAUUCCCGCUACCUUCACAAACUCCAUGCUCUCCUACCACCAGUGCAAACUCUCGCUCCAGUACCGCACUCGCCUCACGAACUACAUCCACAACAAAUACCUCUCCCAAAUGACCUUCUAUACCCUCUCCGCCCUGGACGACCGCAUCAAAAACGCGGACCAGUUGAUCACCGUUGACGUCGCCAAGUUCUCGAACAGUCUUGCCGAGCUGUACUCCAACAUCGCGAAACCAGUCCUGGACAUGAUCAUAUACAAUUACUCGCUGUCACGAAGCGUCGGUGGGGAAGGAUUGUUUGCCAUGAGCUUGAUCGUGCAGCUUUCGGCCAGCGUCAUGCGAGCGCUGACGCCUCCGUUUGGCAAGUACGUUGCCGAGGAGGCACGAUUGGAGGGAGAGUUCAGAUCCCAGCAUUCAAGAUUGAUAGACUACAGCGAAGAGGUGGCACUAUACGCUGGGCACGAGGCAGAAAAGGACACCUUGGAUAAGGGCUAUUUCACACUGAUUAAGCACGUGAACCGAAUAUUGAGAAGGAGAUUUUACCAUGGAUUCAUGGAGGACUUCGUCAUCAAAUACUUCUGGGGAGCAUUGGGCUUGAUGCUCUGCAGCGUCCCGGUCUUCUUCAAGAUUCCUGGCGUAGCCGGCAACAACAUGGGGGAUCGCACCGAGAGCUUCGUGACCAAUCGCCGCAUGCUGCUCAGCUCGUCUGAUGCAUUUGGUCGACUCAUGUUCUCGUACAAGGAAAUCAUGGAACUCGCCGGAUACACCGCCCGUGUUUCUACACUCCUGGACGUCAUGGACGAGAUACAAGCAGGACGCUUUGAGAAGAAGUUGGUUUCAUCCGCGGACACAGAAGAAAAUGCAGCGGUGCUGCGAGGAAGAGGUCAGGUCUCGGAGGGCGAGGAUAUUGAAUUCGUGCAAGUUCCAAUCGUGUCACCAAACGGCGAUGUCCUGGUCCGCAAGCUCAGCUUCACCGUCAAGCCUGGGGAUCACAUGCUCAUCGUUGGUCCCAACGGUUGUGGCAAGUCCUCCCUCUUCCGCAUCCUGGGCGGAUUGUGGCCAGUCUACGGAGGAACUGUGCGAAAGCCUCCCUUUGAGGAUAUCUUCUACAUCCCGCAACGGCCAUAUCUCUCAAGAGGGUCUUUGCGACAGCAAAUCAUCUAUCCCGACGGAGUGCGCGAGAUGCGGGAUAAGGGUAUCACAGACGCGGACCUUCUCCGCAUUCUCUCGGUUGUGGAGAUUGAGUCGAUUGUUGAGCGCCCCGGUGGCUGGGAUGCCGAGCAGGAAUGGACUGACGUGCUCUCCGGUGGGCUUCAACAGCGAGUCGCCAUGGCCAGACUGUUCUACCACGCUCCGAAGUAUGCGAUCUUGGAUGAGUGCACGAGCAGUGUUACGCUCGAGAUCGAAAAGGUCAUGUACGACGAGGCCAAGCGGUUGGGGGUCACUCUGAUGACAGUCAGCCAUCGGCGAAGCCUGUGGAAGUACCACACGAACAUCCUCCAGUUCGACGGCCAAGGCCACUACGUCUUCACCAAGCUGGACGCGGAGAAAAGGUUACAGCUUGAAGAUGAGAAGGAAGACUUGGAGCUGCAGCUUCGUGCUGUUCCAGAGAUCGAGAAGCGCAUCGCCGAGUUGACGGCUUGA